Messenger RNA from Penicillium arizonense, 2460 nucleotides. RefSeq lists its product as uncharacterized. Bases 1 to 2460 code for a protein of 819 amino acids. The transcript has 8 exons. NCBI's taxonomy places the organism in Eukaryota, Fungi, Ascomycota, Eurotiomycetes, Eurotiales, Aspergillaceae. The record is from RefSeq and is a predicted model, not a curated record.
AUGCGCUUCUUCAACACCAGUCUGUCUUUGGUGCUGGCAUCAACUGCCCUUGUCGCCGCUCAAAGCGCAACAAUCACAGCCCCAAGCGGUGACGAGCAAUGCUCUUCUGUGCCACUCGUCCAAAAUUGCGUCGCAAUAAUGCAAAAAGGCCUCGACAAAUGCGCCUCAAGUGACUGGGACUGCAAGUGUUCAGGCGCAGCCAACAUUUUCAGCUGCUACGCAGAUUGCGUCGGCGAAGACCGCGUCUCCGCCGAACUCCUUAGCGAACACGACUGCCGCACCGCCAACGCAUACGACAAGGGCCGAUCCACCGUUAAUGAUGUAUAUACGACUCCCAGUCCUAAUGCCAUUGAAGCUACGCCUACAGAUGCUACUACGACUGCUUCGGCUAAGAGUACGAGUGAGCCGACUAAGUCUUUAGGUGAGAAGGCGGCGCCGUCGAAGGGUGCAGCGCAGAAGGGUCCACCGGAAUUUAACAUGGAGCCUGGGAAAGGCCUCCGUUUCAACCCCUUCCCUGCGUCACUUGGGCCCAAUUAUAACUGGCGCUUGACUAUCCGCAGACCUCUUGCCCGUCUGGGCGCGCUUCACCUCCUGUCUCCCUUCUUCCCUGAUGUUACUGUGCUGGCACAGUACUCCAGUGAUGACCUCUUCUCCUUCGUUACGCUCCCCGAUGUAAGAGCACUGAAAUUCAACAUCGAAUACCACAAUCGCGAGCGGGUCAGUCCCGGGUACUGGUUUGUCUCGCCAUACCUACACAUCGACCCCGACCCACCGAGCAGUCUUUACGAACAAUACCAGAUCGGUCCGCACAUCUACGAUGACGAAGGGCGCCUCGUCUGGACCGGCUCGCAACAGUUUGACAACCGCAAUGUCUUCGAUUUCAAGGUUACCAACAGUCUUGGCUCCGACCCGCACCUCUCCAUGGUGUUGCAACACUCGUGGGAUGGAGGAGAGGAUUCUGGCUUCGGAAUUGUCUUGAGGAACGAUUAUGAACAGGACCGAAAACUGCCUCUGCGACGCGACCUGGGUAUUUUCGACAUUCACGAGUUUAACAUUCGCCCCGAUGGCAAGUCCGCGCUGGUCUCCAUUUACCUCUCCCAUGAAAUUACCCUCGAGGACUUUGGCCGCCCUGGUGAGCCUACCUGGCUCGAGUCUGGUGGAUUUGCGGAGAUCGACAUGAACACAGCCGAGGUGAUUCAGUGGUGGGAUUCAUUCAAUCGGAUUCCUCUUUACGAGAGUGUCCAUUACGGCCCGGACUCGGCAGCGGAAGGACACCCAGGUUGGGAUUAUGUGCACAUCAACUCUGUUGACAAGAAUGAGGCCGGCGACUAUUUGAUCUCGGCGCGAUUCACCAAUACUAUUUAUAUGAUCUCGGGCAUUAAUGGAGACAUUAUGUGGCGACUGGGCGGAGCUUAUACUAAUUUCCAGCAAGACUUUACCUUCUCCAAGCAGCACGACGCGAAAUUCGUGGAAUCGAAUGGGACACACCAUAUCAUUUCUUUCUUGAACAACGCAUCUGAUGAGGAAUUUAACGAGGAGAAUAUGUCGUCGUCUAUGUUUGUGGAAUUGGACACUGGCGCAAACCCAAUGACCGCGCGUGUUAUUCGACGCUACAACCGCCCUGACAGCGAACUCUCGAGACUCCGUGGAAACACCCAGCAGCUCCCGAACGACAAUGUGUUCACGUGCUGGAGCAAAGGAGGCUAUAUCUCUGAGCAUGGUGCCGACGGAGAACUCUUGUUCACAGCGAACUUCACAUCUCCCCGCUACUCGAGCUACCGGGGAUACAAAUUUGAAUUUACUGGCCGCCCCAACACCCCGCCCGAUGUGGUGGCCUCGGUGUCUGGCACCGAUGAGACCAACAUGGUUACCUCGUUCUGGGUCAGCUGGAACGGAGCCACCGAGGUCGCGACAUGGAACUUCUACGCCCAAGCCUCUGAAUUCCACUUCCCCGUGCUCGUUGGAUCGACUCCUAAGUUCGACUUCGAAACCAUGUUUGUUAGCGCUGGUUACCUCGAUUGGGUAUCAGCCGAGGCCGUGGAUGUCAACGGCACCGUCCUUGGCAAGUCCGAGGUGCAUCGCACCAAGUACCCCAACUGGAAGUCUGUUGGAUACAAAGGAAAGUCAAGCCAUCCCCGCCCUAACGAUCCCUCGAUUAUCUACCAAGCGAGCGACAAGACCGGCGGAGACAAUGUCAUAGACGAGGCGGGCCGUACCUCAUCCGAUGCAAUGGACACCCAAACACAAAAGACCAUCCAAGUCCUCAACCACUCUUACGAGGCUAUUCGCAACAUUGGCGGUCUAUUCGCUUUUAUUUUGCUUCUUUGCCUGUUCUGUGGUGUUGUGGCAAGCUAUCUGGUCAUUCGUGGCUGGCGGGUCCGGCUGUAUCAGCGUCUUAAGAUGGAGGAUGGAUUCCCUGAGGAGCAGGCGCACCUGCGAUCUACACAUCAUGAGGAUUAA